AUAUCUCGUACAUAAAUUGGUAACUACGGUAGUAAGUUCACGUAGUUCGUUUGGAGAGGAAGUGAACGUUUUAUCAAAAUGCCAUCAUGUCGGACUGUUUGUCUAUGGAUCAGACUCGGAUAUCAGUGCUUGCCCUAAAAAUGUUUGUUCCCCUCUGUUCAAGAGAUGCAAGAAUAAGAGGCCAAGCUUUGGAGUUCCUAGAUUGUGGUUUCAAGUCUUGGAGCAAUGGAAGACCCCCUGUUCAUGUGACUUCAAAAUUUCACUUAAAGCAUGGAGACCCUGAGGAUGAAAAAAUGCUUUCAGCUCUGACUCUGAAGGACUGUCUACCAUUUUUGCUCAUGCUAGCCUAUCAGUGUCCAUUUAAUGAUGUGAGAGAGAAGUUGUUUGGAAUACUGCAUAUGCUAAGGAUGUGCCAUGUAAAUGUUCCUUCUUCAUUAUCAUCUGGUCCAAGUUCAUUUAUUCCAUUGGAUGAGGCAAUCCUGCCAUCAACUGACAACAAAAAGACCCAUGAUCUUUUUGUUGAUGCAUUUCUGCAGAACAACAGACUUGAUCAUAUUACUCAGUUAAUGGGCUUUCAUCCACAAUAUUUGGAUCCUUUCCUUCGGACUCAGAACUACAUCCUGAAGGGUGAUGGACCCUUACCCUAUGAUUACAGAAACUACAUUGCUAUAAUGGCUUCCGCCAGGCAUUGCUGCACACACUUGGUAAGGUUACAGAAACAAGAAUUUUUACUGCAAGGUGGAAAUAAAAACUGGUUGAAUGGGCUGGAUUGGGUGCCACAAAAACUGCAGGAUUUGAAUGAGCUCAACAAGAUUCUUGCCCAUCGACCCUGGCUGAUUAAGAAGUCUCAUAUAGAGAAACUAACCAAAGGAAAGGAUAACUGGUCAUUAUCAGAAGUUGUCCAUGCUAUUGUUAUUCUUGCUCAUUUCCACUGCCUAUCAACUUUUGUUUUUGGGUGUGGCAUUAGCCCCGAGAUUGAUUCCAGUGACGGGCAUACCUUUCAAAAAUCUGCAGCUACUUCUAACAACCUUUCAGCUGAAAAUAGCUGGAACAGUCAUGAGGCAGCUGAUACCGAAGCAGGCGUUGAGCUACUGAUGCAAAAAAUGAAGACAAUUUCAGAACAGCAUGAAGAGGCAUCUCAGGAAGAAAAAUUAAAAUGUUUUCAAAAAGAACAGAGCCAAAGUGCAGAGCUAAUUACUGCCAAUGACAAUACCCCUCUUCCCAAGUCAGACAUCUUGAGGUACACUGAUGAUCCAGAUUUUAGUUAUCAAGACUUUGCUAAACGUGGAGAAGGAUCUGAAAUACCAACAUUCCGCAUCCAGGAUUACUCUUGGGAUGAUCAUGGAUACUCUCUACUUAACAGACUUUAUAAUGAUGUUGGCACAAUACUGGAUGAAAAAUUCAAGAUCACUUAUGACCUUACUUAUUAUACAAUGGGUUUUAAAAACAACGUGGAUACUUCAACGUUUCGUCGUGCCAUUUGGAAUUACAUCCAGUGCAUGUAUGGAAUACGUCAUGAUGACUAUGACUAUAGGGAAGUGAAUGAACUGUUAGAAAAACCAUUGAAAGCUUACAUCAAGACUCUUAGCUGCUACCCAGAGAGAACAACAAAAAAAGACUAUGACAGUGUUAUGAGAGAAUUUAAACACUCAGAAAAGGUUCACGUGAACCUUAUGAUGUUAGAAGCUCGAAUGCAAGCAGAACUACUCUAUGCUUUACGUGCCAUCAUGAGGUAUAUGACUUGAACCUCUUCUUGUCGGUAGUUCCAAGAAUACUGUGAUCAUCUUCUUUAUAUAGUUCUGAACCAUUAGAGAACAUUAUAUGAAAUUCGUAUGCUGUCAUCUGUCUUAAAAUGGGUUUUAAGCACAAGAUGGCCAUUAAACCACUUAAAAACAGUAUGCUGUUCAUCCUCUACAUUUAUGGGUUGCAUCCCCUUCGUCAACAUGCUACUGGAGCACAAUGUCUUUGCUCAAAUCAUAUAUAUCUCUUAUAAAGUAAACAGUGGAGCUUCUAACCCAUGAUUUGAUGUGUGCAUGUGUUACAUGGAAAGGAAGUAGUAUAUAAAUAUAUCAAGUAAAGGCAGUUAGUCAUGAAAUAUAAGAGAUUGUGUAAUCUGUUUCUAUUAUUUCGUUGUUCUUGCUUAAAUGUUACAGGUAAAAACAUAUCUUCCACUUAUAUAAUCAGAUGAAGUUUUUUUUUGUUUUUUUUUAUUUGCUAAUAUAUGCUGUAUGCUUGCAGAUAAAUUAUACAAAUGAGUCUUCCCCAUAAGUAAUAAAUAUUAUUGUGGUCAAAAUACAUUUGAAUACGUACGUAUUUCCCCCAAGUGUGUACUUAUUAAUUUCUCAACUUUUUCUAAUACACAGAAAUACACAAGGUAUUUUUAACCUGUGAGUAACCAAUAGCAAUUUGUAAAUCAAGGUAAGUGAUUGUUGUACUUGAUCAAUACAUAUAACUCCAACAUAGAUUUUUUUGCUUGGAUUUCUAGAAGGGGGAAGAAAAAAAAUGUGAAAGAACAGAGGCAAUAAAUGAGCAGAGAUCUUAAAGUUAAAUUGGAUUAAACAUGAUACAAGAUUUAAAUGUGGUAUAUAUGAAUUAGCCUCUGUAGCUGUUUCACUUUUUUUUUUUUCUCCUGUAAUUGUGACAGUUUGUGUGUUUUGUUUUUUUGAAUUACUCUAUUCAAAAUUAUGCACAAGAAUUUGCCUAAUUUUGUACGUGUAUAAUUUGAUUGCUUGGAGGAGGAAGAAAGGUGCUUUUAUAGAGUAUAACAUUUUUGGAAUAUUGAAAAGCCAUAUUAUCUACAAAUUUGAAUGCUUGUGAUAUAGGAUCUAAUCAUACAAAUAAUGCAUCCUUUUCUUCCAGUGGAGCUAAAAAUAAAAUAAAAUUGAGAAA
Molecule: messenger RNA, 2889 nt
Organism: Limulus polyphemus (Atlantic horseshoe crab)
Lineage: Eukaryota; Metazoa; Arthropoda; Merostomata; Xiphosura; Limulidae
Product: sestrin-1-like
Exons: 11
Coding region: 87-1745 (552 amino acids)
Biological process (GO): positive regulation of macroautophagy; negative regulation of TORC1 signaling; regulation of response to reactive oxygen species
Cellular component (GO): nucleus
Molecular function (GO): oxidoreductase activity, acting on peroxide as acceptor; L-leucine binding
Source: RefSeq, a predicted model, not a curated record